GAAGAAGAAGUAAUACCUUUUUGGUUUAAAACAGCUUCCGUAGUUUCUGUGAUGUUGCUUUUCGGACUUGUGUUCUCUCUGUUCCUGACAGCUUUAUUAUUUCUUCUUCGGGUUUAUUUUGUCUUAAAUUCGGGAUCUAAUCAUCCGCCCAAAACCAGAAGCCAUGUUGCUGUUCUGGUCGUUGCAGGAUCAGGUGGUCACACCACAGAGAUCAUGCGGUUGAUGGAGAGCCUCUCUGCUGCCUACACACCUCGACACUACGUGAUCGCUGACACUGACAAGAUGAGUGAGGAGAAAAUUGUCGCCUUUGAAAGUUCUAAACCACAGUCGCACACUGACGUCCAGUUCACCAUCAAUCGGAUCCCACGGAGCCGAGAGGUGGCCCAGUCAUGGAGUUCCUCUGUUGUUAGCACCCUGAGCGCUCUGAGAUACUCCCUCCCUUUGGUGUUCAGACUCCAGCCUGAUGUGAACUGCAACCUGCCUGGAAUUCCAGAAGUACAAGAUGUUCAGAACUCAGAGACAUGGCCAAGGUAAGGAAGGCUGAAACCUGACCACCACUGAACAAGACACACUGUUGAAACAUCGAAACUGGAUCAAGACAGAUUUUUCAAAGCUUUUUGGAUUGAUGAGAUGAGUGACUCUUGACGGACCACAUGGAUGGACCUGUGGCUGGAUCAGUAAUGGGCACAGAGCUCCACCUCACAUCAGACGGCAGCAAGGUGAAGGUGUGGUAGUCCUAUGGGCUGGCAUCAUUAAAGAUGAAAUAGUUGGACCUUUUCAGGUUGAAGAUGGAUUCAAAAUCAACUCCCAAACCUGCUGCCAGUUUUUAGAAGACACUUUCUUCAAGCAGUGAUACAGAAAAAUGUCUGCAUCUUUCAAGAAGACCAUUGUUUUUAUGCAGGACAAUGCUCCAUAACAUGCAUCAAACUACUCCACUAUGUGUCUGGCCAGUAAAGGUCUUAAAGAUGAAAGAACAAUGAAGUGGCCCCGUUCCUCACCAGAACUAAACCCCAUUGAGAACUUGUGGGCCCUUCUUAAACAGUUCACAUCUCUGAUCAGUGUCUGGGAGGCUGUGGUUGCUGCUGCACUAAAGGUUGAUCGUCAACAGAUCAAGAAACUGACAGACUACAUUAGUGGAGGACUUAUAACUGUUAUUGAAAAGAAGGGUGGCUAUAUUGGUCACUGAUUUAUUUUUCAAAUGUCAGAAAUGUUUGUCAAUUUUGAAUUGUAUAUUUAUUAUUCUCACUUUAACAGAUGACAAUAAACAAGUGAGAUGGGAAAAGUUUCAGUUUAAAUUCAGUUGGAUAAUAAUCCUGCACACAUAAAUAUUGUUUUAAAAAAGCCACAAUCUCACUUUUACUUUCUUAAAUAUUCAGGUUUGAGAGGUUAUUAACAUUUUGGAUUGACAGAGAGCACUGUAGCUGUUCAACAAUAAAAUUAAUCAUCAAAACUACAACUUGAGUAAUAAUUGUGUACACAGUGUAGUUGGUCACACAAUAAGUAAUAGCAUUGAUGUCCUCUCUAGGUGUCUGGCAAAGAGCAAUCCAAGUUGUAGACUCAAAUCAACCUUGUCGGGCUUCUUUGGCUUCCUGUGAUUACAUUUUCUUGAUUUUAUACAUCUGGACCCUAAAAAACUGUACAGUAAGUGAUGCCUAAGACCUUUACUUAAAACGUGACAGCACAAUGCAAUUCUAAAAUGUCCAGCAGUCUUAACAAUAAGAGUGAAACGAUGGCUCCCACCUGCAGUUCUUUUGUGGUUGACCCUGAGCCAUAGAUCCAGCUCUUGGAGCGCUAGGGCUGGUAUCUCUUUCCAUCCUGUCCUUGUUCCAGGCCUGGGCGGGUCCUCUUCUCCGUCUGGCCAACAUGCACAACAAUGUUGAGUGACAAGUUUCAGCUCAGGUGAGCCCCUCUGUGGCCCCACUACAACCUUACUGUCUCGGUUUCCUUGGGGCUACUCCUCUCUUACACCAUCACCUGCGAUGACCCUGAAGCUCGCAUCCUUGUUGCUGCUGCUCAGAGCUUCUGGCUGCAAAUCAAUGCUGGUACCUGGUCAUUUUCUGCAUGCCUGGUUUACAUCUUCUCAGCAGUUUCUGUCUUUCCUCCCAGUCCCUGGCAAGCAGGCUGGGUGUUGGCAAUGCCCUCAUUGCUUUUGUCUCUCUCUCUGUCCCGUGCUCUCUCCAGACGCCCCGUUAUUUCCAUCUCCCAUCACCACAGAUGGGAGAAACUUGUGUAAUUAGUCGUAGGUCUCUCCCUGUGACUAAUUACAGGGAGGCAAGACAGCAAGCUGCUGAGAGGAUCACCGUGAUCGAUGACUGGCACUGACAGUUGUGGACGAGCCAUCGACUUGCAGCCAGAAGCUCUGAGCAGCAACAAUGCGGAUGCGAGCGUCAGGACCUGUGACCAGGUUCACAGCCAAGGAGAUAACCAGUAGCCUCUAGCUCAGCCAGGGAGUGAGAGGCUGCUCCUUCAAUAAAUAAUACAACUCACAAACCUAGAAAGCUAAAACCAAAACCUACAUGUAAAUAAAAAUGGCCACCUUUCCACAUAUCAUUGGGGGUAAUGAUGUAGCAUGUUUAUUACCCAUUGGAGAAGAUCACAUUGGAAUGAAAAACUGUGAAUCAAUAUUUGCCAGUAAGAAGCCCAAUCACUUCAUCUCUCAUUCCACUUUGUGUUCAUAGCAUGAGAAGCAUUUUGUCUAAAUGUGGCCUUCAACUUUGAAUAUAAGUGUGUUUACAACCUCCAUUUCUCUGAUUAAAGCCAACUUUCCAUUACAUGGCCCAUUUACUGCCAUCCUGAAGAGACAAACAUGUUCUGAUCUUUGUCAGUGUUAUAUCCUGGAAAUGUGCUCAGCCCUCUCUCUUUGUGUCUGUGUGUUUUCACAGGUGCUGUGUAAUGGUCCAGGGACCUGCGUUCCUCUAUGUAUAACUGGACUUUUACUCAGAAUUCUGGGAAUAAAGAAAGUCGGGAUAGUGUAUGUUGAAAGCAUUUGCCGAGUGCAGACACUGUCUUUAACCGGCAGGAUCCUGUACCUGGUAUCUGACUAUUUU
Xiphophorus maculatus (southern platyfish) is the source of this 3047-nucleotide messenger RNA. RefSeq names its product ALG14, UDP-N-acetylglucosaminyltransferase subunit (gene alg14). Lineage: Eukaryota; Metazoa; Chordata; Actinopteri; Cyprinodontiformes; Poeciliidae. Bases 52 to 534 code for a protein of 160 amino acids. The transcript is spliced from 4 exons. Gene Ontology annotation, cellular component: UDP-N-acetylglucosamine transferase complex. The record is from RefSeq and is a predicted model, not a curated record. Gene Ontology annotation, biological process: dolichol-linked oligosaccharide biosynthetic process.